Striga asiatica is the source of this 639-nucleotide messenger RNA. The record is from the annotation of a GenBank genome assembly. NCBI's taxonomy places the organism in Eukaryota, Viridiplantae, Streptophyta, Magnoliopsida, Lamiales, Orobanchaceae.
AUGGCGAUCUUGGCGCCAGCCGCCUCGAGCUGCUUCUUGGCCUCCUCGGCCUCGUCCUUCGACACCGCUUCCUUGAACUUCUUCGGCAGCCCUUCGAUCAAUUCCUUUGCCUCCUUCAACGCCAGGCUGGUCAAAGCCCUAACUACCUUAAUCGUCGGGAUCCUGGCGUUGCUUGGCACAUCCUCGAUGACGACGUCGAACUCCGUCUUCUCCUCAACGGCCGCGGCCGCCUCUGCCGCGGCCGGAGCGGCGGCGGCGGCGGCAACCGGGGCGAAGGACGCGGCGGAGACGCCGAGCUUGUCCUGGAGGUACUCGACGAGCUUCUGCGCGUCGGCGAGAGUCAAUCCCGCGAUCUCGUCUCCGAGCUGGACGACCUUCUCGGGAGCGUCCACGGCGGCCAGCGUGCGGAGGGGGCGGCGGAAGCGUUUGGCGGCGGAUGGUUUGAGGGGGAACUCAAGGUGCUGUCUGGGGAACGAGGCGGCGGAUGGGAGCGCGGGGUACGCGGUGGAGGGCGGCGAGUGGGGCGAAGGGCGGAGGAUAGCAGAGGACGGCGUCCAACAAGCCAUACUGAAUCUGAGAGAGAGGGAGGGAGAGAGGAGUAGAGAAGAUGAUAGGAUAAGGGUGCGAGUGAAAGUGUGA